AUGUCGGAGGGGGAGUCCCAGGCAGUACUCAGCAGUGGCUCAGACCCAAAGGUAGAAUCUUCAUCCUCAGCUCCUGGCCUGACGUCAGUGUCACCUCCCGUGACUUCCACCACGACCUCAGCUGCUUCCCCAGAGGAAGAAGAAGAAGAAAGCGAAGAUGAGUCUGAGAUCUUGGAAGAGUCACCCUGUGGGCGUUGGCAGAAGAGGCGAGAAGAGGUGAAUCAGCGGAAUGUACCAGGUAUUGACAGUGCAUACCUGGCCAUGGAUACAGAGGAGGGCGUAGAGGUUGUGUGGAAUGAGGUACAAUUCUCUGAGCGCAAGAACUACAAGCUGCAGGAGGAAAAGGUCCGAGCUGUGUUUGAUAAUCUGAUUCAGUUGGAACAUCUCAACAUUGUUAAGUUUCACAAGUAUUGGGCUGACAUUAAAGAGAACAAGGCCAGGGUCAUUUUUAUCACAGAAUACAUGUCAUCUGGUAGUCUUAAGCAAUUUUUGAAGAAGACCAAAAAGAACCACAAGACUAUGAAUGAAAAGGCUUGGAAGCGCUGGUGCACACAAAUCCUCUCUGCUCUAAGCUACCUGCACUCCUGUGACCCCCCCAUCAUCCAUGGGAACCUGACCUGUGACACCAUCUUCAUCCAGCACAACGGACUCAUCAAGAUUGGCUCUGUGGCUCCUGACACUAUCAACAAUCAUGUGAAGACUUGUCGGGAAGAGCAGAAGAAUCUACACUUCUUUGCACCAGAAUAUGGAGAGGUUACUAAUGUGACAACGGCAGUGGACAUCUACUCCUUUGGCAUGUGUGCACUAGAGAUGGCAGUGCUGGAGAUUCAGGGCAACGGAGACUCCUCAUAUGUGCCACAGGAAGCCAUCAGCAGCGCCAUCCAGCUUCUAGAAGACCCAUUACAGAGGGAAUUCAUUCAGAAGUGCCUGCAGUCUGAGCCUGCUCGAAGACCAACAGCCAGAGAACUACUGUUCCACCCAGCACUGUUUGAAGUGCCCUCACUGAAACUCCUUGCUGCCCACUGCAUUGUGGGACACCAACACAUGAUUCCAGAGAAUGCACUGGAGGAGAUCACCAAAAACAUGGAUACCAGUGCUGUACUGGCUGAAAUCCCUGCAGGACCAGGAAGAGAACCAGUUCAGACUUUGUACUCUCAGUCACCAGCUCUGGAAUUGGAUAAGUUCCUUGAAGAUGUCAGGAAUGGGAUCUACCCCCUGACAGCCUUUGGGCUGCCUCGGCCCCAGCAGCCACAGCAGGAGGAGGUGACAUCACCAGUGGUGCCCCCCUCUGUCAAGACUCCAACCCCUGAACCAGCUGAGGUGGAGACCCGCAAGGUGGUGCUGAUGCAAUGCAACAUUGAGUCAGUGGAGGAGGGAGUCAAACACCACCUAACGCUUCUGCUGAAGCUGGAGGACAAACUGAACCGGCACCUGAGCUGUGACCUGAUGCCAAAUGAGAACAUCCCUGAGCUGGCGGCUGAGCUGGUGCAGCUGGGCUUCAUUAGCGAGGCUGACCAGAGCCGGCUGACUUCUCUGCUAGAGGAGACCCUGAACAAGUUCAAUUUUGCCAGGAACAGCACCCUCAACUCAGCUGCUGUCACAGUCUCCUCUUAG
Messenger RNA from Pipistrellus nathusii (Nathusius's pipistrelle), 1614 nucleotides. Lineage: Eukaryota; Metazoa; Chordata; Mammalia; Chiroptera; Vespertilionidae. The record is from the annotation of a GenBank genome assembly.